Molecule: messenger RNA, 742 nt
Organism: Hyalella azteca
Lineage: Eukaryota; Metazoa; Arthropoda; Malacostraca; Amphipoda; Hyalellidae
Exons: 5
Coding region: 371-742 (123 amino acids)
Source: RefSeq, a predicted model, not a curated record
UAAAUCAGCAUUCAUUUACCUUUCAUGCUUUGCCUCAAUUGAGCUUCUAAUUUUAAGUCCAUUUACUAAUACUUGUAUCUUUCAAACUCCUCAAAUCUUGUACGGAGCUACUAGAGAACCGAUCUCCCUUAAGAGAGCACAGACUAGCUUCCUGUACUAAGAGGCUAAAAACUUAACAAGCAACAAGCUCUCAGGCCCAGCGGUCAUCCAUCAGGCAGACCUGUGGCUUUAUGUCCACCACAGUGUGGACCCCCUGCUAAGAAGAAGAAGAAGAAGAAGAUGGUGCCGGUGCCGGUGGUGUGUAGAGGCCAUCGUUCCACUUCCAGACGUUCCUAUUCAAACAUUCUAGAGCUCUAAGACUCCAGCAGAGAUGAAGGAGUUACCCGCAUUGCAGGAGUCUUCUGAUGCAGUCAAGUUAGGUGCAGGUCUCGAGCUGUGUCAUCAUACAGCUGAAGACUGCAGGCAGAUGGAGCAUUCCUUGCCAAGUUGUGUCAUGGAAGCUGUGAAGAUUGAGCCUCGUGAUGAGCAGCAAUCAAACUGUGACUUGGGGCUCCCAGCUGGCUUCCUUGAAGUGGAGAAAGAGGAACCUUUCUUCAUGAAAGAAGACAGUGCUACAGUUGCUGACUUCAAACCGUUCCAAAUUCCAUUCCUGGGCUUGGAUUCUCUCAAGGCAGAUUCUGUCGAGGCUGGGGCAUCUUCAUCCAUCCCCCAGGCUCUUCCUCCUCUGAGACUGCCUGCUUAG